AUGGAAACCGAGCUCAAAGACCUCUCCCCCGCCACCCAGCCCCCGCCCCCGCCUGCCGACAAGGACGACCGCCCCCUCCUCAAGCCGGAGCCGGACGCCGAGGCCUCCGCGAUCACGCCGGAGAACCUGGCCGAGCUCGAGAAGCGGUUCGCCGCGUACGUCCGCCGCGACGCCUACGGCAGCAUGGGCCGCGGCGAGCUCCCGCUGAGGGAGAAGGUGCUCCUCGGCGUCGCGAUGGCCACGCUCGUGCCCGUGCGCGUGGUCGCCGCGCUGGCGAUACUGGUGGCGUACUACCUGAUCUGCAGGGGCUGCACGCUGCUCAAGAAGCCGAACCGGGAGGAGGAGGGCGAGCAGGAGGACUACGCGCACAUGGGAGGGUGGAGGAGGAAGGUGAUCGUCGCGUGCGGGAGGGUGCUGUCUCGAGCCAUGCUCUUUGUGAUGGGGUUUUAUUGGAUCAACGAGACAUCUCGCGGUGCUUCCUGCGGUCCCGAAGAUGAUGGCGGGAAACGACAGGAAGAGCACGAAAGACCUGGGGCAAUCGUAUCCAAUCAUGUGUCGUACGUUGAUAUCUUGUACCACAUGUCUUCUUCCUUCCCAAGCUUUGUUGCCAAGAGAUCAGUGGCUAAACUUCCUCUAGUUGGUCUCAUCAGCAAAUGCCUUGGCUGUGUAUAUGUUCAACGAGAGUCCAAGUCAUCUGACUUCAAGGGUGUUUCCGGUGUUAUCACUGAAAGAGUUAGGGAAGCUCAUCAGAACAAAGAUGCUCCAAUGAUGAUGCUUUUUCCAGAAGGCACAACCACAAAUGGGGAAUACCUACUUCCUUUCAAGACGGGUGCAUUUUUGGCAAAAGCUCCUGUGCUUCCGGUGAUCCUAAACUAUCCUUAUCAGAGAUUUAGUCCUGCCUGGGACUCGAUAAGUGGGGCGCGCCAUGUGCUUUUUCUACUCUGUCAAUUCAUAAAUCAUAUUGAAGUGACACAUCUGCCUGUUUACCACCCUUCAGAGCAGGAAAAAAAUGAUGCAAAACUGUAUGCUAAUAAUGUCAGAAAGCUGAUGGCUAAAGAGGGUCAUUUGAUUCUAUCGGAUAUUGGCCUCGCUGAGAAGCGUGUAUAUCAUGCGGCCCUUAAUGGUAAUAAUAGCCUGCAUAGUGUUUUGCGUCAGAAAGAAGACUGAUUAUUUCAUGGCUAUGCUCCCAAUUGAUUUGUUGUUCCGGUUGAGUUUAAUAUACAGUGAUAUCUGCUCUGGCUGGUGCAGCCAAAGCAAAGUUUAUCAUUUUAUCCAUUUGAAGGAAUGGGAAUCGUUGAGCUGAUCUUGUAACUUACAGUAAAUUUUGCUAAUGAAAAGUUGAAAUAACAUUUGAAAUGCAAUUAGAGGUCG
Molecule: messenger RNA, 1371 nt
Organism: Eucalyptus grandis
Lineage: Eukaryota; Viridiplantae; Streptophyta; Magnoliopsida; Myrtales; Myrtaceae
Product: lysophospholipid acyltransferase LPEAT1
Biological process (GO): phospholipid metabolic process
Cellular component (GO): endoplasmic reticulum
Molecular function (GO): lysophosphatidylethanolamine acyltransferase activity
Source: RefSeq, a predicted model, not a curated record